AUGGAAUUGGACGACUGCCUCUUCACAGACAACAUGGCUGAAUUUGGAGGGGCGGUGUACGCUGAGACGACAACAAGAGUACGAAUCGAGAAAAGCUUCUUUGUACACAACGGAGCAAGCGACGGAGGAGCCUUAUUUAUUACUAAAGGAGCGAAGGUGGGAAUGAAGAAUAGCACAUUUCUCGAAAACAGGGGCUCUGGCGAUGGCGGAGCGAUGAAGAUUCGGGGGCGCGCAACGGUGGACAUGGAAACAUGCACCUUCAGCCACAACGUUGCCAAGCAGAGUGGCGGGUCUAUCAGUUUGAGCGGAAAGUCAAUUUUGACAGCCACGAAUGGCGCAUUCUACAGCGGCUCCGCCAUCACAGGAGGGGCUAUUGACCUCAAGAACGGAGCCAAGGUGGCCGCAUCAAUGUCUACGUUUGAGAAGAAUUCUGCAUCUGGAAAUGGAGGGGCCAUUUGGUCAUAUGGGGACGCGGUGCUCUCUCUGAAUGGGUCCACGUUCAUAAACAACAGUGCCACAGGGAGCCCUAGCGAUCCCAUGUUCAUCAGGUAUGAUGAGCGUUUGGCCAAAGGAGGCGCCGUUGGCGUUGAGGUCCCCCCGUACAAAAGCUCGAGGGCAUCUAUGGCGAUUCACAAUUCAAUUUUCGCCAGAAACAAGGCCAAUCAUUCAGGGGGGGCAGUGUUCAUGGGAUCAGACGACAGUGCAGAUGUCUCGUGCAACAUGUCAUCCACCGUCUUCGAAGAAAACGAGGCUCUGUUGGGCGGCGCCGUGAGGCUGUCCUUCGCGGCUGUAUUUUCUAUGACGUCCGUCCGCUUUGCCAGAAAUGAAGGGGUUGAAGGCGGUGCCCUGCACAUGGCAUGGGACCCGGCUUAUGUGCGACCGGGCAGCAUUCGCGGCACCGGUUUGGAAUUCCUUGAGAAUACGGCAAGAGUUAGUGGGGGUGCUCUGUUUGCCAUUGCUUCGUUGGGAGGAGGAGGAGGACCAUUUGCUGCUUUGUCCAGUGAACCUCUUCCGCUCGCGCUGGGAAGCACGGAAAAUAUUGCAGAGAGCGCCAUUUUUCAGGAUUCGUCGUUCGGCAGGAACAAGGCUGGUGAGGCGGGCGGAGCAGUGGCCCUGUCGGGCCCGCACGUGGGAUUCUUCAACAGCACAUUCGCCAACAACUCCGUGGGUGCCAGUGAUGGCGUUGGUGGUGCCGUUGCACUCCGAAUAGAUUCAGCGUUCAGUGGGAGGGACAUACGCAUGACAGGCAACACAGCGGCCCAUGGUGGUGGCAUCUAUGCGGAAGAUGCAUUAUUGGACUUUGUGAGAGCUGAAAUUCAUGGGAACAAUGCCUAUAGAAAUGGCGGCGGACUUCACGUGAGGUUCGGUUGGGAUUUUGCGGGGCAAGAUGCUGUCGGCAGGAUGGAGCAGUGCAUCAUCAGCAACAACAGUGCAAGAGCCGGAGGUGGGCUGUCCUUCUACGUGGAUCGCCUUGAAGAGAGCAUCGAGUUCGACUCUUUGUUUUUCUACUUCCGUGUGGCACAAUCCCAUUUCGUAGGCAACACUGCAGAUGAAACUGGCGGGGCUUUGUUUACCAAUGUCCCCAGGUCCGUUUACAUUGUUUGCGACGGAAUGGAGGACACAUUUGAGGGAGUCCUACCCAGCAGUGGUUACGAUUUGCAACAGCCAGUGCCCAACCCCAGGGCGCACCCCUGCAAAGAAACUUGGGUUGGGAACGCUGCACGGAAUCCCAGAGGAGGCAAUGUCAUGGCGACAGCUGCGGUGGCAUCGAGAGUAUGCACAAGUGGGGCUGCGGCCUGUGUGGAGACGUCAAGAGGGUGCAGGGGUGAUGUACGCACAUGCUCUGUCAAGGGGCCGCCGAUUCAUAUUGCAAAUCACACGAGUGGCCGAGUGUUGGAGUAUUUUGCGGUCGAGGUGCUCGAUUUAUUCGGGAAGCCUGCCUAUGGGCAGAUGGACCUGAUGCGCAUUGUGGUCAGGGUGGAGGACCCCGGUGCCUUCGCUUUUGGACAGCUGAUUGUUGACGCAGGAGGUGUGGCGAAUUUCACUGACGUUCGCUUCCUGGGAGGGGUGAACAGGACGUAUUCAAUGGUGUUGAACUUUGAGCCCAAGCAUCUGCCGGACAUAAAUCUUCGUGUCAGCGUCCGAGGCUGCCUUCCUGGGGAGGUUUUGGAUGUCCAGAAGGAGCACUGUGUGGAGUGUCCAGAGGGCAUGUACAGUUUCGACCCGAUGCAGGAAUGCAAGGGCUGCCCAUCGGAAGCCAAAUGCGGGCCAUCGACCAUCACACCGAAUGACGGCUACUGGCACUCAAAAUCCACGUCAGCUAAAGUGCACCAAUGCGCGUCCAAGUACGGAUGCCAAUACAAAGACCGAAGCGCGAAAUUGGAGUUUCAGGCGAGGCAGUUGCACUACGAUGGCAAGUCCAUGGGGUUCGACGACGGCCAGUACCAACAGUGCUCAGAGGGCUAUGGUGGGGUAUUGUGUGGCACAUGCACCGCCUCCCACGGCAAAAUAAGGUCUGGAGAGUGCAUCGGCUGUGGAGACAGGAAAAAGAACGUUGCCUUAGUGUGCCUGAGCGCCCUCUGGUACGCCGCCCUUGUCUUCAUCGUCGCCAAGAACGCCUUUCCCGCAGCAAGGGACCACGACACAGAUGUCGUGUCCACGCUCAAUGCAAAGGACGUCGGCAUUUUGGGAAUCGGUAGUUCGAGAGAUUUUGCCGAUACAUCCCCCGUUUCGGCAAUUAGAUCGCCUUCCGAGGCGCGCCCGCUUGAGGGGCAAUCGGCCUGCACCGGCAUCCUUAUUGCAGGAGGCAGCGGCGACGGGAGGGUUAUGGAAACGAAAGAAGGCCCAUACAAGGCCAACGGCAAGAACUACGCCAGCGAUAUUUUCAAGAUUCUUAUCAAUUUCCUUCAAGUGACGUCAAUUGCUGUGUACAUCAACAUCGACUGGACAAACAUGGUGGCCAAGACUUUAGGAGCCGCAGAUCUGCUAGCUUCUGGUAGUGACGGACUCUUCUCUCUGGAGUGCGCCUUCCCACGGGGCUCCGCCCACCGCGCCACGCUGCGCACCAUCGUCAACCUCACCAUGCCCCUGGCCACGACCUUGGCAUUCAUCCUGCUCUCGACCGUCCUUGGGUGGAUGAGGGGCAAGGAAACCGCGCACAUCGCUCAGUUCUGGCGAGCCACCAUGCUGGCGGUGUUCUACGUCUCCUACAUCGACACCACGCGAAACGCGUUGAGAGUGCUAGAUUGCGUCAGGAUUGAUGAUGACGUGGAAGUAGCCCCGGGCGUCAUUCACGGCCUGUCGGCGUAUUGGACGGAGGACACCGGUGUGGAGUGCUACAAGGGCAGUCACCUGUAUUUGACGGCAUUGCUGGCUGCACCUCUCCUGUUGUGCGUGACUUUGGGCAUGCCCAUUCUGCUUAUGGUGACGCAAAUGAGGCGCCGGAGCACCCAAGGGAGGCAUUCGUAUGGGGAGCCGUACGGGUUUCUGUACAGGUCUUACCGCGAUGGGUGCCAGUAUUGGGAGGUUGCCAUCAUGACCCGCAAGGGCUUGCUGGCGGCCCUGACAGUGUUCCGACUGUCGCUGGGGCCCAAUCUUCAGGCCUCCCUGGCCCUGGGCAUUCUGGGGAUAGCGUUUGGGGCCCAGUCCAUCAAGCGCCCUUUCGUCGAGGACGGCGCCAAUCUGAACGCGCUGGAAUGCAUGUCCCUUGCGUGCUCGGUGUUCGCCUUCUUUGCGGCCAUCAUAUUCAAUGAUCCCCACACCUCGAGGGCGGGAGCGAUCGCCACGUCCUUGCUGUUCGUGGCUUGCCUGGUGGCGGUUCUUGGGAUCUUGGUGGCUGCGUUUCUGCACGAGCUCGUGAGAGGCAUCGAGGGUGCCUUGGAUAAGAGCAACGUUCCAUUUGAUCGCAAUGCCAGUCUGGUGAAGAAGACUGCCUUGCUGUUCAGGAACCGGCGUGCCCGAUUGGCCAGGAGUAGAUGA
This is a messenger RNA of Ostreobium quekettii, 3978 nucleotides long. The record is from the annotation of a GenBank genome assembly. Lineage: Eukaryota; Viridiplantae; Chlorophyta; Ulvophyceae; Bryopsidales; Ostreobiaceae.